Messenger RNA from Fusarium odoratissimum NRRL 54006, 1863 nucleotides. RefSeq lists its product as uncharacterized. The record is from RefSeq and is a predicted model, not a curated record. Gene Ontology annotation, cellular component: endomembrane system; SNARE complex; membrane. Lineage: Eukaryota; Fungi; Ascomycota; Sordariomycetes; Hypocreales; Nectriaceae. The coding region runs from base 60 to 926 and encodes 288 amino acids. Gene Ontology annotation, biological process: Golgi to vacuole transport; intracellular protein transport; vesicle fusion. Gene Ontology annotation, molecular function: SNAP receptor activity; SNARE binding. The transcript is spliced from 2 exons.
GAUACGUACCGCGGGGCCUCUCACCGAGGACUUCCGGGUUAAGCUCACCUGCAGGGUCCAUGCAACGUCAUCCCUCGGAACCUUCGUUGUCGCAGCCUCCCGAAUAUCGUGAAACACCUGGCCUAAUACUCACUAAUCCACUCCUUUUUCCACCAAGUCGCGCAGAAUCCUCGCGCAUUGUGUUUACUGCGUAUGGUCACUUUGACGCUGUCAGGAUGAUGUCCUCUACCAACGACGAGGAUCCUUUCCUCCAGGUCCAACAAGAUGUUCUCAACCAGAUGGCGAAUGCCCGGCCUCUAUUCGCAUCAUAUCUCCGGAUCCGCUCGCUUUCCACGGAUGCCAAUUCUCCUGAACUCGCAUCAGCUCGCUCCGAUCUCGAGUCCGCCUUGUCAUCCCUUGCCGACGACUUAGCAGAUCUGGUCGCAUCUGUUCGAGCUGUUGAAUCCAAACCGUCGCAAUUUGGCCUAUCACCAAAUGAAGUCACGCGACGAAAACGACUCGUCCAAGAGGUUGGCGGCGAGAUCGAUGAUAUGCACGAUGAGCUCGCCAAAAAAGUGGACGCGGGCGACUUGCCUGACCCGAAUGCGUUUGCCAUUGAUGGUGAUGCGGAGGAUAACUACGCCGAGUUCGAGCAACAACAGCAGAUGGAAAUGAUGCACGAGCAGGAUCAGCAUCUGGACGGCGUGUUUCAAACAGUGGGUAACUUACGUCGCCAGGCGGAUGAUAUGGGCAGAGAGCUCGAGGAGCAGCGUGAGAUGUUGGAGGAGGUAGAUACCGUGGCUGAUCGCGUUGGUGGCCGGUUGGCAACAGGCGUUCAGAAACUUCAGUAUGUGAUGCGACAGAACGAGGACCGAUACAGCAGUUGCUGUAUAGCGGUUCUGAUAUUCGUCCUCAUCCUAUUGUUGAUUCUCCUUCUAAUCCUGUGAUGUUUGUAUCCAGGUCAAAAGACGAAUGCAUAGCUCUGUUGUAAAGAGCAUUUAUGACACUAUAACAUCUGGGAAUUGGGAGUUUAGGCUGGGAUCACUUUAAUGACUACCAAUACAGGGACCGGGUAUUUCUUUCUUUUUGUCUUAAAUCUGUAUACUACAAACAAGGAUAGAGCAGCAGCGGCCAUUUUGUACCCCAAUGGCACCUUAUAAUUUAACAAGUUUAUCAAACAUAUAACACGCCGCCAAGAACGAUGCCUAGAAUGGAUCAUCUUGCAGUAGAGCGGUCUUCAGUUUCGUAAAUUUUUAACAUCCCGGCCGAGAGUUUCUUUGAGUUGGUAUUCGGUUGAUCAUACAACAGGGCGUCUUUCGCCGCUAAGUCAAGAUCAACCCAGAUUCGGUCUUGAGCACAUCUGCCAGAGCAGCCAAGGAGCCAGCAGCAGUCGCAUUUUGCGGUGCCUUCUUGGGGAACUCGAUGAGAGCAAGUCGUAGUGCUGCCAAAGCUGCAUUGCCGUAGAAAUUGAGAAAACGCUGCUCGUGUCCCUGAAUCAUGGAUCGCAGCACCACAUAUUGAGUGUUUGACGUCUCACUGGGCGGUGAGUUGACAAUGUAAGCGAGCGCCCUCCAGUAAUUUGUGGGUGGGUAGGGGUUCUUUUUGGAAGAUUUGCCGAAAUCUCUCAGAGAUAGAGAAGCAAAGCCGGCGCCCAAGCCAGUCAUCCUAUCGUUAUGGCUUUGUUCGGUAAUCCAUGAUGGCCCGUCCUUCUUCCAGCCGAUUGCCAUACGGCCGCGUUCAGUUUUGUCACUGCCUCUGUGGCCGAAUAGCACUGGGCACACUAUUCGAUAUUUGGCCAUGAGAAUAUCGACUAAAGACUGACCUCGCCAUUGGAAUUCCUUGGUGGAGAAGAUAUGAGCUGCAAAUACACCAACAGGGUCUGCA